Protopolystoma xenopodis is the source of this 624-nucleotide messenger RNA. The record is from the annotation of a GenBank genome assembly. NCBI's taxonomy places the organism in Eukaryota, Metazoa, Platyhelminthes, Monogenea, Polystomatidea, Polystomatidae.
UGCAGACGAAAGAUGAGAGCCAAUGUGUCCUCUGCUGAUAGCAGAUACGCUCGUCAUCAAGCCUUCGGUCCAGUCUCUGCGACUACCAAGGCGUACCUGUUCUGUACCGCACACUUUAAGAUUAGGGAGUCAUCAGAGUUGCUCUCCAGGACUGCUGCAAUAAUGGCAAUAGGUUUCAACAACACUCUAUUUCUGCCGUCCGUCAACCGUUUCGACCGCGGCGUGUAUCGUUGCUAUGCCGUUAACAAUGUAGAGGGAUCAGCUCAAUAUGACGUCAUGCUGGAGGUCAAUUAUGCACCCCACGUCCGCGAGGCGCGCUACAAAGGAGCCUACGGACAGUUUCCCCUUACCAUGGUACCUUGCGUUCACGAGGGUGCCUACUUUUUCACCUCAACACCAAAUUCGCGCAUAGGCUGGCCGCGUACCCCAGAAAUGUGCUAUUUAAGUCAAGAUAGGUCGAGCUCGACUGAAGAGGGGGUCAGCUCUUCAGUGACCAAUGAACACUUGGUACUUUGUGUUGUUUUUCCUGCUGGUCUUGUUAUUGUUGUCGGAGUUAACGUUGAUGAUGCUGAUGUUAUAAUUGUCGUCUUUGAUGUCGCUGUUGUUGUUACUUUGCAGUUCUGA